Molecule: messenger RNA, 1650 nt
Organism: Metarhizium album ARSEF 1941
Lineage: Eukaryota; Fungi; Ascomycota; Sordariomycetes; Hypocreales; Clavicipitaceae
Product: cholinesterase
Exons: 4
Coding region: 1-1650 (549 amino acids)
Molecular function (GO): carboxylic ester hydrolase activity
Source: RefSeq, a predicted model, not a curated record
AUGAAGCUCCCAGUUGCUUGGAUUGCGUUGCUCCAAGCCGCCACUUCAGCGGCCGCACCCGCCAGCCACGACGACGCCGCGCCCACGGCAACUGUUGACUCGGGGCCCAUUUUCGGUGCUGCGACUCAACUCCCCGGCGCGUCUGGACCUGUCAAUAAGUUCCUGGGCAUACCGUACGCGGAAAACCCAGAGCGCUUUGCCCUCUCCAAACCACCAAGGAGAUGGAACUCCCCAAAGAAUGCCACAGCCUUUGGACCCUCGUGCUAUCAAUUGGUCGUGGAAACCGAUGUCGGCCCCGGCAAAGACCUUCUCGAUGGUCUGUUCAAUCAACAUCCGCCUCAAAGUGAGGACUGCCUCUCGAUAAAUGCAUUUGCCCCAACGACGCCCGGUCCGGUACCCGGCCGCCCGGUCAUUGUUUUCAUUCCCGGUGGCGGAUGGCAGAUGGGCAACGGUCUGCUCGACUUGUCCGGGUUUGCCGGAUACGAAGACAUUGUUGCAUUCGCCUUCAACUACCGGACAAACAUAUUCGGUUUCCCCAACAGCGGCGAGCUCCCCGCCCAGGAGCGAAAUCUCGGUCUGCACGACCAACGGCUCGCACUCGAGUGGGUGCAAAGGAAUGCCAGAGCCUUUGGUGGCGAUCCCGCCAAAGUCACCAUCUGGGGAGAGUCGGCCGGGUCGCUGUCGGUCGACAUACACAUGCUCGCAUACGCCAACGCGACCAAGCCCCCAUUCCGGGGCGCCGUCAUGUCCAGCGGCGAAUCCUCAUUCGGCCUGCUCGGCACGACGACGACGCCCAACAACACCAAAGCCUGGGACAGCGUCGCCGAAGCAGCAGGGUGCCGGGGAGCCCGCAAGCUCGACUGCCUGCGAGGAAUCCCAGCCGAAGAGCUCGUCAACAUGAUGCAAAAGGCCGGCGUCACCUUGAUGCCCAUCGAGGACGGCAAGGCCGUUCCUGCAGGGCGAGCCGCUGCAUGGAGGCAAGGGAGGGUGGCCAAGGUGCCGGUAUUGGCGGGCACAAUCGCGCAGGAAGGGCGGGCUCUUGUCAACCACAACAUCUCGCGGGAUCGGUUCGACCAAGCAUACCUGCCCGACGCCUUGUUCACCAAGGAUCAACGUGGUCGCAUCUACGAGCACUACAGGGGACUUUUCGGUUUGCAGACAGACUUUGACGUGGCCGCUGCUAUAUACACCGACUUUGUUUGGCAAUGCCCGAUGCAUAGGCUGACUCAGGUUUCCGCGUCCAUCAGGAACCCCACGUGGCGGUAUUACAUGAACGUCUCCCUGGCGGAUAGACUUCCCGAGGAGUACGGGUACCUGGGCAAGUUCCACGGCAGUGACGUGCUGCUUCUUUUCCAGUCACCGACGUACGACGACUCGACGGGUGCUGGGGCGCUGCUCACUCCUGUGCUGUCCACGUUUGCCGAUUACCUGCGCGGCGCGAUUGGGAGGUUUGCGCGAAACCCGAGCGGCGGUCCGGGCUGGCCGAUGGUCGGCUCGCAUUUUGAGCCGUUUGACGUGGUGACGCUGGGAGAUGUCGGUUCCGGGCACGCGGCGGGGCCAACGCCCGUGAAUCAGACGGCGCUUGAUGAUGACUGCGUCUUGUUCAGGGACGCGCUGGACAUGUAUGAGAGGUGGAUGGGCUCUGGGUGA